Messenger RNA from Calliphora vicina (urban bluebottle blowfly), 1859 nucleotides. RefSeq lists its product as uncharacterized. Gene Ontology annotation, molecular function: protein binding. Gene Ontology annotation, cellular component: neuron projection. The transcript is spliced from 6 exons. The coding region runs from base 60 to 1712 and encodes 550 amino acids. The record is from RefSeq and is a predicted model, not a curated record. NCBI's taxonomy places the organism in Eukaryota, Metazoa, Arthropoda, Insecta, Diptera, Calliphoridae.
AAAACAAGGAAAACAAUUAAUUAAACUAUAAAUUUGUUUAAUAUUAAUAUGGAAUCAGUAUGUCCAACUCCGUAGUUACAUUGUCUUCAUUUAAUAUAUUAUUUUUCACACAAGUGCUAACAGUAUUAACAUCAACUAUCAAAUACAACGAAUACGUGACAGAUAAAGGGGAGAAUAUUUCAAUACCAUGUAUUGCUGAUGGCAACAUAAUGUGGGUCAAAGAAAAUGGCAGUAAUAAUAGCACAAUUAUACAGACAGGUAAAUAUUUGGUGCUCACAAAUGUCUCAGCCUCUGACCGAGGUUUGUAUGUGUGCUUUGCUGCUGUGACAUCCAGUCAAAGUCUGGAAUAUGAUGACCAGAGUGAAAACAAUAGUACUUCAUUAAAUGUACAUGCAACACAAAUUGACAAAGACGAAGUACAACAAAAUGAUGAUCAUGAUGAUGGUGAUGAGGAAGAUGAUGACAGAGAUGAUGAACAAGUGCUUUUAACAUCGACUACAACAAAAACAACAAAUCAUUAUAAUGAUACAACAUUUGUUAAGCCUUUAGUAGAAAAUAAAAAUAUUACAACACAAAUAAUAACAACAACAAAACAAAAAACAACAACAACACAUAAACAAAAUGCUUCAACUACCUCAAUGCUUCCAAUGCCUAACAAUGUAACAGCAACAACAAGAACACCAACAUUAACUGUUUCAGCCUCAGCUUCUGGCUCCGCAACAACAAAAACCACUACAACAACUAUAGUUAUUAAAACCCUAACAAAUGCUAAUUCCUCCACACUUCUUCACACAACGGAUAUCACCUUCAACGAACACAGCAACAACAAUUAUCACAGUAUAAGCAGUAGCAAUAGCAGCAGCAGCAGUAGUAGCAGCAGUAGUGACUUGAAUUUAACCACUUUCACCCCAAUUCUAACCAGCACCAUCGAUGACAUAGAAGAACAAGAAUUCCAAGCAUUUCAGAAAAUCAAUCUAACCGUUCGUACCCCACCCGGUCCUGUUACCAAACUGUACUUUAAAGCUUCAACGAUUUUGGGUUUCCUGAUUUGGCGUUUUAAUAAAACCAAUUCGGGCGGCUAUCCAGUGCGCAGUUUUACGGCUGAAUUUCGCAAUAUAUCGUAUGUGUCACCACCGUUCAAUAGUAGUUUUGAGCAUAAAUGGAGUCGUAUGGAUCCCAUCAAUAUUGCACCAAAUGUGCGACAAAUGGAAGUUUAUCGUUUGGAACCCAAUACCACAUAUGAAUUUCGAAUAUGGGCCAACAAUCAAUUAGGAAGUGGUGAAGUUGUUACAACAAAUGUUACAACAUUACCGGAAACAAAAGAAGAAGAUUUAAUACGCCUUAUACAACCAGAUUUAGAUAAUUUUGAUCCACGUAUUUGGAUUGUUGCUGUCAGUAUAGUACUUGGAACAUUUGUGAUAUUAGCUAUUGGAUUAUGUAUAGUUCUAACCAAAGAGUGCUAUCAAUCAUCUCAAGCGGAGUUCGAGGAUGGUUGGGAUAGCAUCGAAUUGAUACCGAAUAUUAUAUUAAAUCCUGGUUUCUGUGAAACAGAUGGUCAAACAGCAGCACCUCGAACCGUCAUCUUUGGUGGCGACGAUGACAGCGAUGACAGUUGUGAAUCAGAAUCGGACCAUGAGCCACGCAUGGAAAAAUUCAAACGUAAAUUAUCGGUAUUCUUUACAGAUCCCACCAUUUACCGUUCGCAUAUUUGAGAAGAGUACAAAGUGUUUUUUAAUAAAAUUUUAUUUAAUUUUGUAAAAUUAUUUUUUUCGAUUUGUUGGAAUUUUACUUUUUAAUUUUGAGUAUUAAUUUAAUGUAUUAAAGUGAAAUUAAUGUAUAAAAAAACAUAUAUCAAAAAU